UGUUGCUGGCUCCUCUGGAGGCGUUGAUCUCACACAGCGCCAAGCGGCAGAGCAGAGUGUAUCAGUGAAUCUCUCCCAAGUGCGCUCAGACCACACCAGACAAGACUCGGUAAACGUAGCGAGGAACACAUUAGGAACGGAACGCACUGAAAGGACUUAAGGCACAACGCGUAACUGCAAAGCGCACGCCCGACAGCGGCUGAAGGAUGCUGUCAAGCCGCUCCGUGGUUGUGGAGUGCGGGUAGUGCGCACCGCGCUGCACCGGGUUCAGGUCGCGCGAACGGACGCUCCGGUGCCUCGGUUGGACAGCCGUGUUUGUGGGCUUUCCAUCACACUGGACUUUUGGUUCCAUGCCUGCUCAUCAGUUGUCGAUAUUUUGAAAGGCAUCGGUGUGCAGUAUUUAUUUAACGACUUUCCCCCCUGAAAGCCACAGUGGUAGUUUCAACUACGCGGCUUCAUUUGGACUUUUCCUUGUUUCCAGUAUGGGACCUUGUACAAAAAAAUCGCUCUGGGACAUUUGACAUUGGACUGGAAUAAUGAAUUAGUUGACAGAAAUCGUUAUAUUUCCCCUUUCGAUCGCUCCAGCUCGUCUGUACUCUCCUAGUAGUUUGUUGGUGAAAUGUUUUUGUGUCAUGUUCGCUAACCCCGAAGAAGUGCGCACAGAAACUUUGGUAUCUGUCACUCAUGCAGCCAGUUAAAUAGUCUUUUAUAUUAGUAACAUAGCGGUAUUUUUGUUUACUUAAUCAACGACUAAAAGAAGAGCAGUCAAGUGCACGCAUAAGUAAGGGAACAAGAACACAGUUUGCGUGCGUAUUUGGACACAGUCUGUCUCCCUUCUCUUUUUCCGCGUCCUUGGAGAAAAUGAAAAACAAAAAUAAAUGAUCCACAAUGAGAACUUAUAUGGUGAGUUUUAACAUUUGAAGUAGAAAAGGCAGAUUGGUUAACAGUGCGGUACAACAAUUUGAAUAGACUUUGUAUAUGUAUUUUUUCCCUUUGCUUUUGGGGACAGACAGAAAAACAGACAGUGUGCCGAUGUCUGGCAAACUGGCCGUCAUGUGGGAUUGAUUGCAGGGGAGUAUGUUUGGGCUGGAGCAGUUUGGUUCUCAGAUUAAUAGCAGAAAGCCUGGCCAGUCAGAGAGAAACAUAAACCAACCGAGACUGAACAUGGGCUCUCAUUAUAAAAGCCCAGGUUUUCACGCUGGAGGCCCACCAGGAGCUGUGGAACCCGGCAUGGGCCCUCUAAGCGAGUCACAAAUGCUUGGGCUCAAUAUGAACCUGAACGGAGAGCAGUAUGGGGGCUUUCACCAGCGGGGCCACUCGGACAUGCAUGCAGGCGGCGGACUUCAGCAGCAGCAGCAAGGACCCAUGCAUGGAUUUUUUAACAACCAGCAACCUCAUCAAGGACAUCCUCAUGGCCAUCAAUCUCACCCCCACCAACAUCACCCUCAUUUUAGUGGGAAUUUUGGAGGCCCAGAGCCAGGGUCAUCCUGCCUGCAUGGUGGCAGGCUAAUGGGCUACAACAACAAUAUGGGACCACAGCAGGGUUUUGGAGAAGGAUUUGAUCCUCUGGCUGAGGGACAGGCAGGGGAUGGUUUUCCCCAGCCAACUGGCAGCCAUGCUGUCCCUGCCCCCUGUCUACCCCUGGACCAGUCACCUAACAGAGCAGCAUCCUUCCACGGUCUCCCUUCCUCAUCCUCCUCCUCUUCUGAGUCUCAUGGCUUGGAACCUCGGCGAAUGCCUAACCAGGGAGCUGUGGAAGGAUUAGAUUAUAACUUCACAAGUGAGCCGCCAUCUGGACAUUUUGAUGUACCUGUAUUUUCCCCAUCAGAAUCAGAAUCUCAGUUACCCCAUUUUGGGCCAGGAAGGCCGGUUCCCAGUGGGAAUUUCCCAGGGAACCCUGGCAUGCCAAGGACACCAGGUAUGCAGGGCAUCUCUAAGGGACACCAGCCGCCACCACAGCCCCAGCAACCACAGCAUGGAGUGUUUUUUGAGCGUUUUGGAAAUGGCAGGAAGGUGCCUGUGGGAAUGGAGCCAGGGGUCAGUGCAAGACAUCCUCUCAUGCAGCAGCAACAACAGGCUGGGUUGCUAGCCAGACAGAACUCAUGCCCCCCUGGCCUCCCCCGACCCCCUCAGGCUGAGCCUGGUUCUUCUAACCCCAACAUUCUGGAUGGAGGGGUCAUGAUGCCUGGCCAACACAACCAGUUUGAAUAUCCCAUUCACAGACUGGAAAAUAGGGGUCUGCACCCCUAUGGGGACCCCAUGUUUAAUAUGCAACAGCCAGCUCCUCCCCCCUCCCAACAACCCCCAAAUCAGAGGCUGCAACACUUUGACUCUCCUUACAUGAACAUGGCAAAGAGGCCUAGAUUUGACUUUCCUAAUGCACACAGCAGUGAAGGCUGGUGUGGUGGUAUGGAUAACCACCUCUCUCCGUCCGCCUACCCUGGGCUGCCUGGAGAGUUCACCCCACCUGUAAGUGAAGGUUUCCCACCUGGUCCCCUGCAGCAUCCGGCUCCUGAGCAGCAGUCUCUGCAGCAGCGUCAGAAUGCAGCCAUGAUGAUUAAACAGAUGGCUUCUCGCAACCAGCAGCAAAGGAUGAGGCAGCCCAGUCUGCAGCAGCUGGGUCACCAUGGAGAUGUACCUCCUGGCCCAAUGGCUCACGGAGGCCCAGUGGGGAGCAUGCCCAACUUUGACAGGGAGAAUGGUGGCAGGAUGCCCAACAUUGAUGGACAAAAUCCACAUGUAACUCAGGAGAACUCCUGGUUCCAAGGGUCGCACCCACCAGGGGAGUUGAUGUCACGGCGUAUGGGUGGAGCGGGUAAUGAAUCAGGGCCUCAUGACAUGGGGCUACAGCAGAAUGGUGCUGGAAUGAUGUUUAGGCCAGGUAUGGGCAUGCAGGAGCCCAUGAGAAUAACGGGAGAUGGGCAUGUGCAGGCUCUCCAUUCUCCAGGCAUACACUCACAAUUCAGUGGUAACAUGGGCAACCUCUCACAGAUGCAGUCUCCAGGAGGAGGAACAGGGCAUCCAAAUGCACCAGCAGAGAGGCGGCCAGCUGACUUUCCUGCACCUCCAAUGGGAGCACAGCCAACAUUUCCCUAUGGGGGGACUAACCGUCAGGGACCAGCCCAUAGUGCUCCCCAGGGGGUGAGCACCUCACCAGGGAGCUACCCUCCUCAGCCUGAGUUCCCCUCAGGCCAGCGGUCGUCUGUUAGUAAGCUUGGAGCUCUGUCCCUUGGGAACUUCAGCAAAACCAGCACUAAAGACAGUGUUUUUGGCCAGAGCUGCCUGGCGGCCCUUUCCACGGCCUGCCAAAACAUGAUUGCUAGCCUAGGGGCCCCGAAUCUUAAUGUAACGUUCAACAAGAAGAACCAAAAUGAGGGCAAGAGAAAACUGAGUCAGACAGAGCAGGACAUUAAUAGCAGCACAUCUAAUGGGACUGGCAGUGCUGGUCCUGAAUAUUUUCAGAGCAGCACUUCCCAGAACAACCAGAUGCCUGGCACUGGGAAUAGCAACUCUAAGCCUGCAAGUCAAAGCCAGACGGUGCAGGGGGAAGCCAGUGCCCUCUCCCCAAAUUACAACAUGGAUGCUACCCCGUGCAGUGAGGGGAAAGCAACAACAGGGAGUGGGAGAGGGAGAGGGAGGAGAAAAAGAGACAGUGGACAUGUGAGCCCUGGAAUUUUUUUUUCCUCUGACAAUGGUAACCCUGUUGUAAGUCCAGGCCAGCAGACCCCCUCGGCUGGCGUUGGGGAGAGGGGUGGGGGUACGCCCCUUGAGAAACACCUCCAAUCACCCUCCUGGGGAAAAGGAGGUGACCUUAUGUUGGGGGACCAGGCUGACCUAAUGUCUUCUUUGGACAGUGGCAUUCAAAGUGUCGCCAAAUCUGACAGUAGCUCACCACGAGUGGACUUUCCUGACGAUGUCAGCACCCACUUUGGCAAUGAGGAUGAGGUGUCCUCCAGCUCAGAUGCAGGAGGGACCUCAGCCACCAAGCCUAAUCGCAGCCCUAUGCUCACGGGCUCACCCAAAAUGCAGAGGAGUGACCAUGCAUUGGUAAAUGGACAGAAGCCCCUAGGUAUGGGCAUUAACAAUCAUAUUACCUCAACACCAGAUAGCUAUGGACUGAAUUCUGGUGGGGCCACAGGGGCCAGCGGGGUGAGCCACCCUGGCACUCCUGGGGUGGAUCAGGUACGCACCCCAUCCAGCACCUCUGGCCAGGAAGAAAUCCAUCCUCUGGAGAUUCUGCAGGCCCAGAUCCAGCUACAGCGGCAGCAGUUCAGUAUCUCUGAGGACCAGCCCCUGACCAUGAAGAAUGGCAAAAAGAAUGGCGACGGUCCCUCACAGAACGGAGACAAUGAGCUGGCGAGCUGCAGCCCAGAUGCUGGGAAGGGCUCAAUGGGCACUAUUGACCUUGACACCCUCAUGGCAGAGCAGCAUGCCACCUGGUACGUGCCCGGUGACAAGGCCAUGAUGGAUGGAUCUGAGGAUGACAAGGCCAUGGGACCCUGGGAAAAAAAUAAGAGCCAAAACAACAGUAAAGAAGAAUCUGACCUGACCCAGAGUAAGGUUGGAGCUGGGGCCCCAGGGGCUGGAGGAGGAGGAGGCGGUGGGAGCAGUGGAGGGAACCACCUGCAGUGCCUGUCUGUCCACUGCACUGAUGAGCUGGGUGACAGUAAAGGCCGAGGGGGGCCUGUCUCAUCCUGGCGCUCUCUCCACUCUGAUAUCUCCAACCGAUUUGGGACAUUUGUGGCCGCACUGACUUGAACAAAAAUCAGGCCUAGCAGGAAGAAGAAAAGAAGAUCACAAAAUGACAAGAAGGAAAGUUUCAGAGACAAAUACUCUUGAUGAGGAUGAUGGUGAUAAGGUGUCGAUGAGGCAACUGCAAAGCAACUCUUGCCUGUUCAGGGAGAGAAAGACAUUUACACAUAUAAAUGCAAACAUGAACAUAGACGCUCACUCAAGCACACACCUACACACAUGCACAUACCAUGUUAUUUUCUGACACGUGCAGUCACACUUUCAGAUGCUCUCUCACAUACUGCUGGACAAUACAAUGUGGGCUCUGCUCAACAAUACCCACAUCUGGAAAACCUCAAAUCAAUAUUUUUUUUCUUUUCUUUUCUUUCUUUUUUGUUGAAGAAAAAUAAAGAAAUGUCAACAGAGGAGAAUACAAAACCAGAGGAAACAGAAGAACAGAUAUUCAGUUGUCAUUGGCUGUGAUUGUGUACCCCCCACCCCCCUCCUGCCCACCCCUCCGACCCAAAUGUACAAUGUCUUUAUACACAGGAACACCGCGUUCUCCCUCACACUCAUAAUGAGGUCGACUGGUUGAUUAGCAGUGGCCUGAACACUGAGGACUAGAGGAAGAUGGGACGAGGGGUGAUUAUGCAUGAAUGUAACUCAUCCAUUUUUUUCCCAAUCCUUAUCAAAGAAUUUUUGUACCUUUAUCAUUUGCUGCUCUUGAUGAUUUAAGAUUUGUUGUAGUUCUCUAUUCAUUAUAUUGGUGAGAAUAUCUUUCCCUCAUCCUCUUCUCUUCUCACCUCUGCUAUUGACUGUACGAGUCCAACCACUUGUAUACAAUUCAGCCAAUGAGAACUGAAAAUUGAGGUCAAGAGAUUGUUUAAUAAGGAAAUUGAAAAAAAAAAGACUAUUGGUAUUGCACAUGUAUAAUAAGAGAAAAUUUGCUGUGUGUUAGGCAAUCUUGUAAUCUUUAAAUAAAGCUUCUGUUGAAUUUGAAUUUCUGAAACAAUAGAUGGAGGACUGUGACGGCAAUUUACAAACUGAUUUUUGUUUUCUUUUUUUUUAAUAAUAUGUAAAGUGCAGUCGUCUGUUUUCCUGCAUAUUGUAUAUAUCUGUAUAUGUUUUAUUGAGUAACUAAAUAACAAUAAAUAUGAUGUUAAAGGUG
Monopterus albus (swamp eel) is the source of this 5899-nucleotide messenger RNA. It is a transcript of the gene mn1b, whose product is annotated as meningioma 1b. Gene Ontology annotation, biological process: regulation of DNA-templated transcription. Lineage: Eukaryota; Metazoa; Chordata; Actinopteri; Synbranchiformes; Synbranchidae. The record is from RefSeq and is a predicted model, not a curated record.